UCUUCGUUCGUUGCAGUUCUACUUAUAAACGUAUCUCGUAGAUUUACUCUAUUUUUUGUUUCUUUCCCUUUUUUUUACGUCCCAUUCGUAUUUUCGCAAAUUCCAAUCCCUUUUUUAAAGAUUGAGAAUAUAUAAAUUUUCCCUACUCCAAUGAAACUCUCUUAUUUAAACAUUUUUUUUGUACCUCAAAUCGUUCGAGUAUUAUUUACACUGAUUUUGUUUCAUUAAUUUUCUUAUUUAUAUUUUUUUUUUUAUUUUUUUUAUUUCCUCCUCUAUAGUUUUAUCCUCAUUUUACAUUCGAUCUUGUUCGUCAACGUUUCAUACGACAUUUUUUAUACGAAAAAAAAAAAAAAAAAACCUAUUUGUUUUCCUUUUCUUUUUUUCUUUUCUUUUUAAUUUCAAUUUAUCAAGUUCGCGUGUGGAGUUUUAUUCAACGAUCGAAGAAAAAAAUGGAUCCAUUAUCAGCAAUAUAAUCUACCACAACGAUUGUUUUUAAUAGUUUCAUUGAUAUACCAUUUGGAACUUUAUCGUAUAUGUUAAAAAAUAAAAAAAGGCAUUUUUACCUGUUGUGCAUUAUACUUUUUGUGCUAUACCGAGUUAAAGAGGGAACGAGCUUUUAGGCUCCAACAAAUGGCAUCAUUCCAACUUAUAUGACAAAUGAGCAGGACGCGGGAUGGGCAAGUCCUGGCUCUUCGUUCUAUUUCCUGCGACGAUGACGACGAUGACGACGAUGACGAUGAUGGCAUACGUCACGAUGGCAGGUGCUGGUACAACAACUACGCCAUCGUUCUUUACGACCACAACCAUGGUCGUAAAGAAUUUCAUGGAAAGUAAAAAAGCGGAUAUAGAAAAAGCAUUGGACGUGAUCGAUGCAGCAUCCAGCGGAUCAUUGGGAGAAGAAUGUGUGGAUACAGCAGGUUUCAAAUCUUUACCAGCUGGAGCAUCACUUGAUCCACGUCGUUACGACAUGGCACGUCAGAAAACUGAUAUGACUGCCAUGAUGUUACAAAAUCUUGGUACUUCCGGUAUAUCACGGUACAAUGGAUUAUUGGACGUGUUAGCAAAAUCAUUGCUUCUAUCGGUGAACGAUGCAGUUGAAGCAAGGGUGAUUGCAUUGAAUGCAUCGACAAAAACCGUGAUAAAUGCUGUAUGGCUUAAAAGAAGUCCAGGAAGCGUAGGUGAACCGAUCAAGGUCGAAGAUCAUGCAUUACAACCAGGAUCCAGGCCGAAUUCUAAUCUACCUUGGUUUGAAGAUACCGGUGCCAGUUCGGGAUUAAGGUCACCGAAGUUCAUGCAGUCACCGGCGAUUGAAUCCUACAGGGGUUGGUGGACCAUCCCGUAUUUUUCCUGCAAGACACGCCAAUGGCUCAUCUCCUACAGUGUCAACGUGCGUCCACCGGAUUCUCGACUUGGUGUGCGAGAAUUUUUGAGCAUGGAUAUUGAUAUCAGCGGCUUGGAGGUGAAUCAAUGCAAUGCAUCCCCCUAUGGCGAUAGUACAUCGUCGAGUAAUCAAAUAGCAUCCUUUAGAGGCACCCACAAGUGUCACGACGAUACAACCCAGUGCGAGUAUUAUAGUCCUAAUGGUAAGAUCAACGAACAUGGUGUUGGUGCUGGAUGGGCUAAGGGUGCUUACGUUUGCAAAUGUCGGAAAGGUUUCUAUGGUAGGAAUCAUCAACAAACUGGCUUCGAUGGGAUUCUCGUUGAAGCUGCAUGGAAAGAAAUGCAAGAAAAUAUAAGCAACUCUUAUGUCAAAGAAUUUCAAUGUUUACGCUGUGCACCAGGAUGUGCCAAGUGUAAAGGACCCGAGCCCUGUUUGGCUACUUAUCAUUGGCCCUUUAGGAUUGCGUUAUUGACAUUUUCAAUUUUUUGCGUCUUUGAUACGGUCGUCCUAGUGGCCUACAUGUACAAAUACCGUAAACUCAAAGUAUUCAAAGUAGCAUCACCUAUAUUUUUAUCCAUCACACUUUUGGGUUGCGCCAUUAUGUAUUUGGAGAUGGCAGCCAUAUUCCCAGUAUUGGACAUGUAUUCGUGCAUAGCAACAAAGUGGACAAGACAUCUAGGCUUUUGUAUUUCUUACACCGCAUUGUUGAUGAAGACGUGGAGAGUAUCAUUGACCUAUCGCGUUAAAAGUGCACACAAGGUUAAACUAACGGACAAACAAUUGUUACAAUGGAUGGUACCGAUAUUAUUGGUCAUGUUAAUAUACCUUGGCACUUGGACAUUAAGUGCACCACCUUACGCAGAAGUAAUUGCCGAUAAAUAUGGUCUGAAAUUUUAUCAAUGCUCGUUCAAUUGGUGGGAUCAUAGUUUGGCAAUUGGGGAGAUACUAUUUCUCGCAUGGGGCAUUAAAGUCUGUUACAACGUUCGAAACGCCGAGAGUCUUUUCAACGAGGCUAGGCUGAUAAGCUACGCCAUUUAUAACAUAGCUGCGGUUAACAUCGUCAUGAUAUCAAUACAUCUUUUCAUCUUCCCACACGCUGGACCGGAUAUCAAAUAUUUGUUGGGUUUUAUUCGUACACAGUUAUCAACAUCCGUCACUAUUUUUCUCGUAUUUGGACCCAAGGUACUUAGGGUUCUUCGAGGACACGGUGAUCAAUGGGACAGUCGUGCACGUGCAAGGGGCAUCACUGCUAGUUACUCAUUAAAUGGAAUUGGAUUGGUUCCUGAAGAAACGACUGAUCUUUAUCAAGAAAACGAAGAACUGAAGGAGGAAAUACAAAAGUUAGCGGCACAAAUAGAAUUCAUGAAAAUCGUUCACAUGGAAAUGCACAACAGGCAUAUUAAACCUAAACCUGGUGGAUAUUUCAGCGCGCAUAGUCACACUCAUGGUCAUCCUUCGACAGCACAAAGCCCGAUUGCCAAAAGCUCGACUGCCAGUUUUAUUUUAAGACAGAGUGCAGUUGAACGAGGUGCAUCAGCGGCCGCUGCAGCGGCUGUUGAAGAUUCAACCUUCCCGUCCGGUAGUUUACAUCGUGCAAGAAGGAUGGAAAUUCUUCGCGAAAGAAAGGCCGAAAAGGAAAGAGAAAGGGAAAAAGAAAGGGAAAAAGAAAGGGAGAAGAAAAAGGAACAAGAAAGGGAAAGGGAAAUGGUUAGUAAUCAACAACAAGAAGUGGAACAAAGAGAAUUACCGCAUUCCAGUUGUGAAAAAGUCUGACUAGUCGUCAACAGCGAGGAGAUAUGGUUGUGACGAAGACAAUACAUCGAUAGGAUUGAAAAAUCUAAGAAGAAAAUAUGUUUUCUUACGUUUUCAAGAGGAAAAGAAAACUAAAUUAAUUGAAAGAGUGUCCUUUCGAUGUUUAAAAGUAAAAUGAAUUUUUUUCCCCGAAGAAAAUUUGUUGGCCAAUCCACGUGUUUCAUAUCGUCUUGUACGUCAAGUUCCUUAUAAUAAAAAUUUGCUAAAUUGGUUCAUUCCAAGAUA
This is a messenger RNA of Polistes dominula (European paper wasp), 3418 nucleotides long. Its product is annotated as putative G protein-coupled receptor CG31760. Gene Ontology annotation, cellular component: membrane. NCBI's taxonomy places the organism in Eukaryota, Metazoa, Arthropoda, Insecta, Hymenoptera, Vespidae. Gene Ontology annotation, biological process: G protein-coupled receptor signaling pathway. The record is from RefSeq and is a predicted model, not a curated record. Gene Ontology annotation, molecular function: G protein-coupled receptor activity.